Molecule: messenger RNA, 915 nt
Organism: Magallana angulata
Lineage: Eukaryota; Metazoa; Mollusca; Bivalvia; Ostreida; Ostreidae
Product: alpha-aspartyl dipeptidase-like
Exons: 8
Coding region: 69-782 (237 amino acids)
Biological process (GO): proteolysis
Molecular function (GO): serine-type peptidase activity
Source: RefSeq, a predicted model, not a curated record
AGACUGUCCAGAGUUGUCGUUCCCUUCUCCACUAAAAUUACUUUCACUUUGCCUUUCAACAAGACACAAUGAGGCGUUUACUUUUAAUUUCCAAUUCCACUCUUCAUGGAGGUGGUUAUCUAGAUCACUGCAAAGAACAGAUAAAAUCCUUUCUAAGUAGUUCAGUCCAGAAGGUUUUGUUUGUCCCCUAUGCUCUUCAUGACAGGGAUGCAUACACAAAGCUUGCAAGAACAGCAUUCAACGAGAUGGGCUAUGAUCUUGAUGGAAUCCAUGAACAUAAAAGUGCCGUAGAGGCAGUGAAUGCUGCUCAAGCCAUUUUUAUAGGUGGAGGAAAUACAUUCAGACUGCUGAAAACACUGUAUGACGAGAAAAUUGUGGAGUUGAUCAGGGAACGAGUUACCAAUGAGAAUGUGCCAUAUAUAGGGUCAAGCGCUGGAACAAAUGUGGCCACCCACAGCAUCAAUACAACCAAUGACAUGCCCAUCGUUCACCCGCCCACAUUUGAUGCCAUCGGACUCGUUCCAUUCAACAUAAACCCUCAUUAUUUGGACCCUGACCCCAACAGCAAACACAUGGGGGAAACCCGUGAGGCAAGAAUCAAGCAAUACCACGAGUAUGAAACAUCACCCCCUGUUCUGGGACUCAGAGAAGGCUGUAUUCUUUUAGUGGAGGGAGACAAAGCAACAUUAAAAGGCAAAACAGGGGCAAGGCUAUUUGUCAGGGGGAAGGAACCAGUCGAAUACCAGCCAGAUGAUGAUUUGAGUGCUCUUCUCAGUAAUUAGUUCUAUCAUAGACAGACAUUUGACCACAACAACUUUGUUUCUGUUUAAAAAAAUACAAUUAUAAUUUAGAUAAAUAUUGAUAUACAGGAUGUUUAAAAAUGACAUUUUUUCACAGUAAAUACAUGUACCGGUA